Messenger RNA from Trichogramma pretiosum, 3383 nucleotides. It is a transcript of the gene Hb, whose product is annotated as protein hunchback-like. The transcript has 3 exons. Gene Ontology annotation, cellular component: nucleus. Gene Ontology annotation, biological process: regulation of transcription by RNA polymerase II. Lineage: Eukaryota; Metazoa; Arthropoda; Insecta; Hymenoptera; Trichogrammatidae. Bases 429 to 2624 code for a protein of 731 amino acids. Gene Ontology annotation, molecular function: DNA-binding transcription factor activity, RNA polymerase II-specific; RNA polymerase II transcription regulatory region sequence-specific DNA binding. The record is from RefSeq and is a predicted model, not a curated record.
CGAUCGGUGCUGUGCAGUUUCACCAUAUACAUAGUCCAGAGAGUGCUGUCAAAUGUACUUCCAGUACGCAGCAGUGGUGAAGUGAUCCUACGAGAAUUGCCUUUUUAGUGGAUGGUGCAAGACGUUUUCUUUGUGCAUACGACGACGACGACGAUAUAUUUUUGUACACACGAGUGGUGAUUCCGAGGAUAUGACUUUUGAUAAUCUUCGGGAAGCAAAAAAGACGAUUGACCACCAGCAGCGAUUGGCGUUAUUACAGUGAUUUAAUAGUGCUUUCAAAUGUCAAACACUUGGACGUAGAAAGAGUAUAACGCAAUUCAAUCAUUCGAUCAAAGCAAGAAGUCCUACGCGAUAUAAUCUCAAGGAUCCAAAAAAUAUAUAUUUGUAUUAAAAAUAUAAAAAAGUAUCAUCGCGCAUUGGUGGUAAAAAUGGUGGCCAAAGAGCAACAGAGUCAGCCCUUGGCGUCGCAGUCGCCGCCCGCUUGGGCCAGCCACACCGAGCAUAUGAUGGCCGAUUCGUCGGAAGGCGGCAAGCAGUCACAACACCAUGGACACCACGAGACCGAUGCCCUGAUCGCGGAUUACUACGGCAGCUACUCGAACUCGCCCCAGAGCCAGCAGUCGUCCAACUCGCUGCUGACCCUGUCGCCGCGCAGCUCCACGUCCCAGGCCUCGAAUCCCGCCAGCCUCGACUUCACCAAGAACAUGAAGUACAACGACGAGCAUCACGACUCGGCCGCCGCCAACAUGAACAUCGCCGCCCUCGCGAGUUUGGACAGCGGCAGUAAGAAAGCCAGCCGAGUACGCAAGGCCACGCCGAGCAAGUGUGUCAGCAGCAUUGCAGGAGCUGCGGCUGCUGGUAACAACGGUGGAUCCAACUCGAUGCGCUCGCCGAGCAACCUCAAGUGUCAGCUGUGCCUGUUCGCCACCCAGAACAGGCUCGAGUUCAGCCAGCAUCUGUCCACCCACUGUCGCAAUCUCGACGACAUCGAGCCCCAGGAGUUCACCAAGCUCGUGAUGGAGCAGCUCAGCGGCAAUCUCGGGCCCGCCGACGAUCUGGCUUCGCCCCCCAAGAAGACCAACUACAACAACAACAACAACAACAAUAUCGUCAGCAAUAACAACAACAACAACAGCCUGGACAUACCCGUGUACGACCAGAGCGGCGACGAGCUGGGACUGCGCGUGCCCCGCGUCCAGACCAACGGCAAGGUCAAGCUGUUUCGCUGCAAGCAGUGCCCGUACGUGGCCAUCGUCAAGGUCGACUUCUGGGACCACAGCCGUCAGCACAUCAAGCCCGAGAAGCUGCUCACCUGCCCGAAGUGUCCCUUCGUCACCGAGUACAAGCACCACCUCGAGUACCAUCUGCGCAAUCACUUCGGCUCCAAGCCCUUCAAGUGCGAGCAGUGCGACUACUCGUGCGUCAACAAGUCCAUGCUCAACUCGCAUCUCAAGUCGCACUCGGACGUCUAUCAGUUUCGCUGCAACGAGUGCAACUACGCCACCAAGUACUGUCACUCGCUCAAGCUCCAUCUGCGCAAGUACAGUCACACGCCCAGUGUCGUGUUGAACACCGACGGCACGCCCAAUCCGCUGCCCAUCGUCGACGUGUACGGCACGCGCCGGGGACCCAAGACCAAGAGCGAGGACACGACGCCGCCGCCCCAGGACAUCGUGAGCGCCCUGCUGCCCGUUGUAGUGAGCAAGCUUCAGCCGGCUAGGCAGCAGAAACAGCAGCAGCAGCAGCUGCAGACGCCACCCUCGCAGCAAGAAUCCGCUGGUGCUGCUGCUCUGCCAUCGCCGCCGCAGCCGCAGUACAAUUUCAGCAACUCGAUCCCGAUUCGCUUCGAUUCGCCGAUCGGUGGAGGAUCGGCACCUCCUCAACUGCCGAUGACCCCCGCUGCGUCGCCCAAGUCGCUGUCGAUGAUGCCCUACAUCGAUCAGGAGGACGCCGUGACGACGAUACACCUGCUGGCCAGCCUCGGCGGUGGCCCGGCCAGUUUCAAUCCCUACAUCGCCGCGGCGGCGAUGCAGGCCGCAAACUCGCGAGUGGCCGAGUUGGGUGGUCCCGCGGGUCUCCGCGCCGAGCUCGAUCAGCUGACCAAGAUCACGAAUCCGGUCUUCCUGGGCAGCGCCGACAUGUGCUCGCGGGUCCUCGCCCUCACCCUGAAUAUCCUCAGGGAGGGCGUGAAGCACGCCGAGUCGAGGAGCAGCGGCAACGGUUACAACAAAAAAGUCAUCGUCAACAGCCUGGACAGCAACAGCAGCAGCACCGACACCGCCUCGAGCCAGGAGGGUGCCCCCCUGGAUCUCAGCAAAGCCAACCACAGCAAGAUCCGUCGAGAUGACGAGGCGCCCCAAGACCUGACGAAAAGUAAUAACAACGUCCGGUCGAAUUCCUGCGACGACGACUACGAGGAGGAGGAGGAGGAGGACCAGGAGGACGACGCGGACGAGGAAUACGACGCGGACGAGCAGCCGGCGUCGCCUGAGCUCAGGGCCAUCGUCGCCAAGCUCUGCAGGCACAAGCCGGUGAUGCGCAGCGUCCACGGCUCGCUCGCCUUUCUGCGCCAGUAUCUCAUGUUUCUGAGGGCCACCCAGUUGCAGUCGCUUGGAUUCAUGUAAUGAGCAGCAGCAGCUGCAACAAGCAUUCAAAGUCAAUUAGGAAAGAAAUUAUAAAUUAAUCGCGUCUCGCUUGGGGAUCGAGAGCGAGCGAGAUCGCCGUUUGCCUGUACAUAGAAUUAAUGAUAAGCAUGGAAUGCGCUUUCGAGUGCAAAAAAAAAUGAGCCGCGAAACUUUGCGAGCAUAUUUCGUAGUGUCGGGAAAUUCGUCGUCUAAAAUGUUAACGAAGUAUCUCUUUUGUUAUCCUUUUUUACUCGAGUGAUUCGUUCGCAAUGAAUAGCAGAGAGAACCGCUGCUACCGAGAAGCCGAAAGAAAUUUUUCUCGACGAACCAAACCGUGUAACUCGCACUCUCGCUCAUAAGUAGGAUCUUUUUUUUUUUUUGUCUAAAACUUAAUUUAAGAGAUGUUUAUUCAAUCAGCCAUUUGUGAUGAUAACAAGUACUAUUAUAUAAUUAUAAAUUCUAUUCUAAUGUUAAAAGGUAACCGAAGAAAAUUUAUGAACACGAGUAUAUAUUUGAUAUCUAUGUAUACAUAUUUAGUACUAAGAUUGUACAAAGGUUUUUCAUUGUAAAGGAGUAUUUUCUAUAGAUAUAUAAAAUGUAUCGCAGUAUAUCGUAAUCGCCUAUUGACGUACCAAAAGCUCAAAAGUAACAUUGAAUAAGGUACAAAAUAGAUGAAACAAAAUAAUGUACAGAAAUAUUUUUCUACUCUUUUGUAAUUGCGUAGGAUAUAUAUGCACGAACUAUAUUUUGGAAAAAAAA